Messenger RNA from Zychaea mexicana, 1520 nucleotides. RefSeq lists its product as uncharacterized. The coding region runs from base 372 to 1067 and encodes 231 amino acids. The record is from RefSeq and is a predicted model, not a curated record. Lineage: Eukaryota; Fungi; Mucoromycota; Mucoromycetes; Mucorales; Lichtheimiaceae. Gene Ontology annotation, cellular component: intracellular membrane-bounded organelle; membrane. The transcript is spliced from 2 exons.
CCGCCCUUUUGGACCGUUCACUGGUACAGGCCGUCGCGCCACAGCAACAACAACAACCACAACAGCAGCAGCAGCAGCAGCAGCAGCAGCAACAACACCAACAACAACCAUCCUCACAACAGCAACAAGGAGUAGGAGCAGGCUAUGGUGAUCAUCCCGACUGGGCUGCUGCUACACGGUCAAGCAACUGGGCGCUUGUCUGGUUCAUCGUUCCGAGUGCCUGUGAUCUGAUUGCCACUACGGUAAAUAAACAUACGAUGUAUUAUUCCUGACGAGGAGGUUCAAGAGGAGAGAAAAAGAGGGAGACAGCACGUUCUUGUCUUUUUGUGCGUGAUUGCUAAUAUAUAUGUGAAAUACGACAUGGCUAGUUGAUGAACCUGGGCCUGAUAUACAGCACCGCAUCCAUCUUCCAAAUGGUACGGAGCAGCAUCGUGGGCUUCUCUGCCAUCUUCAGCCUGAUCUUUCUCUCUCGACGCUUCCUUGGCUACGAAUGGGGUGCCGUUGCUGCCAUUCUCAUCGGCACCACCCUCGUCUGCAUGCAAGAUGACUGGAUUGGCCCCGCCUACCUCUGCGUGGCCCAGCUGUUUGUCGCCGGUCAGUUCGUUCUGGAAGAGUACUUGAUGGACCGAUACCGCCUGCAUCCGCUCAAGGCCAUGGGGAUCGAGGGUGCAUUCGGCACGGUGCUGCUGGUCAUUGCCAUGCUCAUUGCGGUGGUGGUCGACAUUGACGACAAUACGCGUGCAGGUGUGCUGCAGCUGUUUGAUGACUAUGUCCUCUGGCAGUCGGCCCUCGUCCUUGCCCUCAUGGUCGCCUUGUUCAACUUCUUUGGUCUGGCUGUAAGCACGCCGGUCGGAGUUCCUGGGCGGAGUGUCAUUGACACUUUGAGAACGAUUCUUAUCUGGGUUAUUGCUAUCCACUAUGGAUGGGACACCUUUUCAUGGAUCCAGCUUGGCGGAUUCGUGGUGCUUGUCCUCGGUGUGUUUGUAUUCAACGGCGUGUUUUCGUGGGUGUGGCAUCAUGCAGGCGGACAUGCACGAAACGGUGAGACAGCGCCUCUGUUGUCCUAAAAAAAGCCCGAAUGGAUACACCCGCAACAAUGCAUACACCCUUUGACGAGAUAAGCAUGCGAUGGAAAUGCCAGUGUUUUUAUAAACUUAAAAAUACAUACACACAUAAUAAAAAAAAUACAUUUAUUUGCUAUCCCCCCCCCUCCCCCAAAUGUAGUUCACACGAGAAAAAAAAACACUACUGCUUCUUAUGUCUCUUCCACUUGGCCUUUGCGCGUUCUUCCAUUCUUUCACCGUAUUCGUCCAUCGGCAGAUGGAAGUCGCACUCGCCCAUAGGCGGUAUCCUGUGUCCAAAUGCAAGGAUGUUACGGGCACUCCUGCGUGAUCCUUUGGGUGGCUCGUUGAGUGUGGCAGACUUGAAGAAUGAUUUGAAUGAUGGGGGUAUUGUUGUGGAUGCUUUCUUCUUGGAUGUCUUGUUUGAUGCUGAUGCUGAUGCCAAAGUUGUUGUUGUUG